CCGCCCAGGUGAGAGCCGGCGGCCAUCGCUCUGCUCCGACCGCCGCCGCGUCCCGCCUGCAGGUUAUUCUGAGUAAUUCCAAAAAUAUCCCUCAACAUGCCUGAAAACCCUGCUGCAGAUAAACAGCAGGUGCUGCAGAUCCUUGAUCGUCUGCAAGCCAAACUGCGUGAGAAAAGAGACUCCCAACAUAAUGAAAACCUGACUGUUCUAAGUAACACACUCAGGAGCCCUUUGUUUAACCAGAUCCUGACCCUACAGCAAUCCAUCAAGCAACUGAAGGAACAACUCAAUUACAUGCCUCCUGACCGGUCAGUAGAUUUUGAUUUUACUAAGAGAGGGCUGCUAGUGUUUGCUGACAAAUCAGUUGCUGUUGAGAGUAUCUAUACACCUUGCAGUUCACCUGAACCCAAAGCAUCUACCUUCACUCCAAACCUGGGAGUGAAUGAAUUCAACACCAUCAUCCAACGGAUGGCAAAGGGGAGACAAAUAGAAUCAAUAAAAAUCGAAAAGCCUUCUGUUGGAGGUCUUGGGUUUAGUGUGGUUGCCCUUAAAAAUCCCACCUUGGGAGAAGUUGGUGUCUUUGUCAAGGAAGUCCAACCAGGAAGCGUAGCUGACAGGGAUCAAAGACUGAAGGAAAAUGACCACAUACUGGCCAUUAAUUGCACCCCAUUGGAUCAGAACAUUUCCCAUCAGCACGCUAUUGCCCUCCUCCAGCAAGCCACAGGAUCUCUACAUCUGGUUGUUGCUAGGGAGCCACUUCAAGGAAACAGCAGAACUUCGGCUGUCUUAUUAAGUGAUAUAAAUCCACCUGAGACUAUUCACUGGGGCCACGUUGAAGAGGUUGAGCUGAUUAACGACGGUUCGGGAUUAGGCUUUGGAAUUGUAGGAGGGAAGUCAAGUGGAGUAGUUGUAAGAACAAUUCUUCCUGGAGGAUUAGCAGAUCGGGAUGGGAGGCUUCAGACAGGAGAUCACAUCCUGCAGAUCGGAGGGACCAACGUGCAGGGAAUGACCAGUGAACAAGUUGCCCAAGUGCUGCGGAACUGUGGGAAUUCUGUUAGGUUGAUUGUUGCAAGAGACCCAAAAUGUGGAAUUAUGGAGACUCCACCAACUCCUGUGAGCUGGCCAGUCAGUACAUUACAUUCCUUUCAAAAUGGAAAUGAUGAUACCAAUCUUUUUGAGACUUACGAUGUUGAACUUAUAAAAAAGAAUGGGCAGAGCCUGGGGAUAACAAUUGUUGGAUAUGCUGGCACAAGUGAUAUGGAACCUUCAGGGAUUUUCGUGAAAAAUAUAAUACCUGGUAGUGCUGCUGACUACAAUGGCCAAAUCCAUGUUUAUGACAAAAUUGUUGCUGUUGAUGGAGUUAACAUACAGGAUUAUACCAACCAAGAAGUGGUAGAGGCAUUGCGUAAUACAGGACAGAUUGUACGCCUUACCUUGCUUAGAAGGAAAUCUUCUUCCACUAUUUCUUCAGAAGGACCUUCAGAUAGAGUGCAGCCAACUGUUCCAACCUUUACGUUCCCUGGAGUUGUAGGGCCUGAAACUAGUGUGGACACGAAGAAUGAGGAAAACCAAGAACAGAAGGAUAAUCUUCAAAAUGACAGGAAGCAGACUCCACAUAACACAGGAAGAGUCCCACUCCCUCCAGCACAUGAGCUGAAAUCCAAGUGGCAAAACCUGCUGGGACCUGAAUAUGAAGUUAUGGUUGUGAAUGUGGAUAUGCCCAUCACAGAUGAUGCAGAGCUCCAGAAGUACUCAAAGCUCUUACCCAUCCACACUUUGAGAUUAGGAGUUGAGCUUGACACGUUUGAUGGACAUCAUUAUAUAUCAUCAAUUGCUUCAGAUGGUCCAGCUGCAACGCUUGGUCUUCUGCAAGUGGAGGAUGAACUUCUGGAGGUAAAUGGAGUUCAGCUCUAUGGCAAAUCGCGCCGGGAGGCGAUCACUUUUCUAAAGGAGGUGCCGCCCCCAUUUACCCUGAUUUGCUGUCGGCGACUUUUUGACGAUGGCACCGAGUCUCUGGUGGAUGAACCCACCGUGGGAGCUUCCCUCCAAGAAGAAAAGGUGAACACAGAGGAAGACACUAAUCCUGAGGAGGAAGAAGGGGAAUUGGCGCUAUGGUCUCCUGAUGUGAAGGUUAUUGAACUGGAGAAAGACAAAAGUGGUUUAGGAUUCAGCAUUUUAGACUAUCAGGAUCCCUUAGAUCCAGCAAGAACAGCCAUUGUGAUCAGCUCUUUGGUGGCAGGUGGAGUGGCCGAACGUGGGGGAGAGCUUUUACCUGGGGACCGUUUGGUGUUUGUAAAUGACAAAUAUUUGGAUAGUGCCACUUUAGCAGAGGCAGUGGAAGUAUUGAAAUCUGUGCCCCCAGGUACAGUUUCUCUUGGAAUCUGCAAGCCUUUGGUGGGAGAAACCACAGAGGAAGUGAACAUGCAUGGUGUGGAUUCCAACAACAUUAAAACCAGCCCUGGAACACCAGAACCAAUAGAUAAUUUCUCAAUAAUACUCGAAGCACCACAGGGCUUCAGAGAUGAAACACCUUUUAGAGAAGAGCUUGUGGAUGAACCAAGCUUGACCUUGGGAAGGUCAUUCCAGCUUUCUCAAAAUGACAGUGGGUGUGAGAAGGAGUCCUGGGAGAUGCGUGAAUUUCUGAAACCCAGAACAGAAGAAAUGGAUGAAGAACGGGAAAUGUUGGUGGAUGAUGAGUAUGAAGAUGAUUCGAGCUACCUGAAAUAUAAGGCAUCACGUGGAGAGAAGACAGCUUUGGAGAGGAACGUCAAUACAGAACGAUGGGCAAAGCAACUUGAGACUAAUGAAAUACAAGACUUAAGGUCCAGUGUUAACUUAAGUCCAAAUGAGUCCCUGGAAUAUCCAUUCAGUAAAGAUCAGAUGUGUGAAGAAAAUGCUUUGCUGUUUAUGGGAACCACAGCACACAGCAGCUACCAAAAAGACAUAUUUGAAACUGAAGCUACCCAGUCAGGAGCAAAAAGCAUGAUGGAUUUAGGUAUAAAGCUUCAGACUGACUCCGAAAGAUCUGGGCUUGUGGAUGAUCUGGAAGCUAUUGAAAAGGAAGAACUGAAAGGGGAGGAUGAUGGUUUUUCCAAGAACUUGGAAUCUGGGAGAGUAAACACAUUAGCUCAACCUAGAACAGCAUUGUGCAGUGAAUUACCUGAGAGAGAAGAAGGAGAAGGAGAAGAAACUCCAAACUUCAGCCACUGGGGACCACCACGGAUUGUUGAGAUCUUCAGAGACCCUCACGUGUCACUUGGAAUCAGUAUUGUUGGUGGACAAACUGUCAUAAAGCGCCUAAAGAAUGGAGAAGAACUUAAAGGGAUCUUUAUCAAACAAGUUUUGGAAGAUAGCCCAGCAGGAAGAACAAGGGCUUUAAAAACUGGAGAUAAAAUACUUGAGGUUUCUGGGAUAGACCUACAAAACGCCACGCACGAGGAAGCAGUAGAAGCUAUCAAGAACGCAGGAAAUCCCGUGGUGUUUAUAGUUCAGGGUUUGGCCAGCAUACCAAGAGUGGUUCCUGCCCUACAGCCUAAGGGUAUCAAAGUCAGCAAAGAUCAGAAUGCAGACAAAGAAAAUAGGAGUGAAAAGAGAAAACAUGGGGCUCCACCUCCGAUGAAAUUGCCACCUCCUUAUAGAUCACUUGAAAGACGACGUGCAGAGGAAUGCAUGGAUGAAGAGGAGGAUGAGAAUGCUUAUGCAGAGAAAAAAAUCAGGCAAAGAUAUGCAGAUCUACCUGGAGAGUUGCACAUUAUUGAGCUUGAGAAAGACAAAAAUGGGCUGGGGCUGAGCCUUGCUGGCAACAAGGACCGGUCUCGUAUGAGCAUCUUUGUAGUUGGUAUCAAUCCAGAUGGACCUGCGGGACGAGAUGGAAGGAUGCAUAUUGGUGAUGAACUUCUAGAGAUAAACAAUCAGAUAUUGUAUGGAAGGAGUCAUCAGAAUGCUUCUGCAAUCAUUAAGACUGCCCCAUCAAAGGUCAAACUAGUUUUCAUACGAAGUGAAGAUGCAGUCAAUCAGAUGGCUGUUACUCCUUUCCCGUUACCUUCUGGCUCCCACUCUUCUAUUGAGGAUCAUGGUGGCACAGAACCUACCAGCAGCGAAGAAGACCCAAGUUUGGAAGUUCUUAUGAAAAGCUUGACUGAUGAGCUAUCCAACAAAGCUGAUGUGAAAAGUAAAGCUGACAAACCAGUGGUGGCAGAUCAGCAGGAUACAGAGGAGCAGUUCCCGGAAAAUGUCCUCAACCAGAUCAAACAACCCAAGUCUUCAACAAAAGUACCAGUCAACUUCCAGGAGAUCCCCUUGGUGCCAGCACCUACUUACCUUUCUCCAGAGGCAGAAGUCACUAGCCAUAACAUCCUUCCAUCUCCAUUGUCUGUGGAUCCAGCAACGUGUCCUAUAGUUUCAGGGCAGGAGAUGACUAUAGAGAUAUCUAAGGGUCGAUCAGGCCUAGGACUCAGCAUCGUCGGGGGGAAAGACACUCCACUGGAUGCCAUAGUGAUCCAUGAAGUGUAUGAAGAAGGGGCAGCAGCCCGAGAUGGCAGGCUUUGGGCCGGGGAUCAAAUUCUGGAGGUGAAUGGGAUCGAUCUGCGCAAUGCCAGCCAUGAAGAAGCUAUCACCGCCCUGAGACAGACUCCCCAGAAGGUGCAGUUGGUUGUUUAUAGAGACGAAGCACAUUACAAAGACGAAGAAAACCUGGAGAUUUUCUAUGUAGACAUACAAAAGAAAACAGGCCGAGGACUAGGGCUCAGCAUAGCUGGAAAACGAAAUGGAAGUGGAGUGUUUAUCUCUGACAUUGUUAAAGGAGGAGCUGCAGACCUAGAUGGAAGAUUAAUUCAAGGAGAUCAGAUUUUGUCUGUAAAUGGAGAGGAUAUGAGAAAUGCCUCACAAGAGACUGUUGCCACUAUACUUAAGUGUGCCCAAGGCCUUGUACAUCUUGAGCUUGGGAGAUUGCGAGUUGGAUCAUGGCUGUCAUCACGGAAAACAUCCCAAAACAGUCAGGCAAACCAACAGAAUGUCCAUAGCCACUUCCACCCUGCUCUUGCUCCAGUCCUCUCUACCUUACAGAAUUUUGUCAGCACAAAAAGAUCUUCAGCAGACGUGUCUCAGAGAAACUCAGGAGCAGAUACAGGCCCAAGGACUGUGGAGAUAACAAGGGGACCAAAUGAUGCACUUGGUAUCAGUAUAGCAGGAGGGAAGGGAAGUCCAUUAGGAGAUAUUCCCAUCUUCAUUGCUAUGAUUCAAGCCAGUGGUGUGGCUGCACGUACCCAAAGACUCAGAGUUGGAGAUCGGAUUGUCAGUAUUAAUGGGCAACCUUUGGAUGGGCUGUCUCAUGCAGAUGCGGUUAAUCUACUAAAGAAUGCUUAUGGGAGCAUUAUCCUGCAGGUUGUGGCUGAUACCAACAUCAGUGCCAUUGCCACCCAGCUGGAGAGCAUGUCUGCAGGGUGCAACCUAAACUCUUCUUCCGAGCAUCCUUCUGAAGAUCCUGAAGCACCUCAGCCUAAGAUUAUUACUUUGGAGAAAGGCUCUGAUGGACUGGGAUUUAGUAUUGUAGGGGGGUAUGGAAGUCCCCAUGGAGACCUGCCCAUUUAUGUCAAGACUAUAUUUGCCAAGGGAGCAGCUGCGGACGACGGCAGACUGAAGCGUGGUGACCAGAUCCUGGCGGUGAAUGGGGAAGCUUUGGAAGGGGUCACCCACGAGCAAGCUGUGGCCAUUCUGAAGCGCCAGAAAGGAACUGUAACAUUAACAGUGUUGUCCUGAAUGUGGUUAUUUUAGAACAUCAGCAGAGCUCUAAUAAUGCCCUGCAGCCCUCAGCAGGAUGUAAAGCAAAGCCUGGCAAAACCGAAUCAGUGUUCACCGCAUUGCCAGAAAGGGUAGCGCGCAUCUCCAGCUUCAUUUAAGCCUUCCUCACUUAUCAACCCUUUCUUCCCACCCUCCCCUAUGUCUGGUGGCUUUUGAGGUAUCUCUGGAUGAGUUUAAUGGGGAGACUUCAAAGAACAAGAUCCUCUUUGACUGUAUUUAGACAGCAGUUUAUCCACACUAGGUCUGAACCCCACUUGCAGCUGCUGAACCUGCAAUCGGUUCACACACAAAACAGAAUUCCAAUCGUCAACCGAUCUCAUCUGAUGAGCAGAAAUAAAUGCCGAGUGACUUGUCAUCUCACUCAUGAUUUACUUAUGCUAAUUGUCCUUUCAAGUAUGCCAGAAAACAUUAGCAAUGUAAUUAAAUUACCACUGUUCCAAAUGAUGAAAUAUCAAAUUCUCCUCUGGGAAAUUAUUUGUGCUCGGCACAGUAAGUCUGAUAGUCAAAUGUGAGCUUCUCAUGUUUAUCUCUUUGGGUAGGUCUAUGCAAGUUAGUCAGAGGUAAUUACUGUGAUGUGUCAAUUUGCUGCCUUUAGCGUGAAAAAUAAACUAGGGGAGAGGGAAAUGUGUGGGGUGGUGUGUGGUUGUUUUUUUUUAGGCUUCUAAAGUAUUUGAGCCUUUUCAGAUCUUUAAGCAGCAUGAACAACAACAACCUAUCUCAUUCUAUUCUAAUUAUAUUUUUAAAGAAGAAGAAAUGUGUUGAUAUAUGCCAGGCAUGUUGCAUACAAAGGCAGUUGUUGUUGUGCCAAGCUGCAGCAUAAUUGUUCAUCCUGAAACUUUAAUGAAGACAAAAAGUUAGCUCCAGCAGCAUGAUCCCAUAAUUCUAGUAAUGAUGGUGAGCAGUCCCUCUGCACCUUGUCUUUAAGGCUUGAUGAAGUUAAUCCAAACCAGCAAACCGUUUCACAUUUCCAAGACUCUCCCCAGCAUCAGAUAGUGCAGGAAGAGGCUUUCAUGCAUCACAGAAGAUGAUUCUCUCUUGAGGCUGCUGUUCAAAUUUGGAUAAUACUAGUCAGUGGGGAGGUGAUCGCUGCAGCAGAUGAAGAUGAUGUCCUUCUGGGGCUGGCUGCCAUGCCCAUCCCUUUGAGGGCAGGGGUUCUUCAUGUCCCUUCAGCAAGUCAGGACAGCUCAGCUGAAGCCCCAGACUAUUUCUUUUGGUUUAAGCUCAGCUAGGUGAAAGUGUGCUGAAGCCCAUGAGGAUCAUUCCCAAGGCCUAUUGCACUUUGCACUGGGAUGCAGGAAGGUUCAACCCAAAGUUAGCCGUGUUGCAGCCAUUUCUGCAGUGAUUAUAUGACUGUGGCCUUAGUGAUUUAGCAAAUGAAUUUGGCAGGCAGAUUAAUGGUGGUGCAAGUUGUUGAGGUUUAAUCUUCCUAUCCAGAGGAGCAGUAGGGUUUUAGAGGAAGCAGCCCAGUCUGAUUUGGACUAUUUGGUAUAAUUUAUAAUGAUGAUGUGGCUGGGAGAAAUGAAAAGUGGGCAGGGUUCAAAAUUGGCUGCUCAUUUUCAGUGGAAAAAAAAUCCCUGGAAUGAAAUGAAAAGAAGAUUCCAAAUCUGUGGUACAAUAACUGAAUAAAUCUGUAGUAUAAUAAAUGAGUAGCACAGGAUUUGUGUGUUAAAGGUAGUGCUGUUUGGUAUGGCUUAGCUAGAAGUGGGUAUGCCCCCACUUUCCAUGAAGUGAGAUGAACUACACCAAAGCAAGCAAGGUGUGACUAGCUCUCAUGGAAAUAGGUUUCUUAAUUUCAUUGAAAAGUUUUCUUUAGGUAAUCACAAAGUGCAUUUAGCCUGCUGGAACCAUUGGUGGGUAUUUCAUUACCAGUGCCUGGAAAAGACUUGAUAUUUUCAGUGGAUUCCCACUGUACUGUUUGAUUUGCCAAGCGAAGUGUCUGUGGAACCUCAAUUGUAGAAGCCCAGGAAUUUGUCCAGAGGUAGCAAAUUGGAGAUUCCUUAACUGCCUUUGGUUGCAGAAAUAUCCAAGGUAUGAGAAUCACAGAAUCAGCCAGGUUGGAAGAGACCUCCAAGAUCGUCAAGUCCAACUGAUCACCCAACCCUAACUAAUUAACUAGACCAUGGCACUAGUGCCUCAUCCAGGCCUUUCUUAAACACCUCCAGGGACACUGACCCCACCACCUCCCUGGGCAGCCCAUUCCAAUGGGCAAUCAUUCUUUAUGUGAGGGACUUCUUUCUAAGAUCAAGCCUAAACUUCCCCCUAUGCAGCUUGAGACUCUGUCCUCUUGUUUUGUUGCUGGUUGCCUGGGAGAAGAGACCAACCCCCACCUGGCUACAACCACCCUUCAGGGAGUUGUAGACAACAAUAAGGUCUUCCCUGGGCCUCCUCUUCUCCAGGCUAAACAACCCCAUUUCCCUCAGAAGUUAAGUGCAGGUAGGUGAAAUCUGAAGAGGCACCCUCUGGAAUUCCUGAACAAAACAUAAUGAUUGCUCUGAUGAUGUUUCUACAACCCUUGCAUUCCUACUUUAAGAUGCUGCCACAUUUAAUCUAUACAGUUUUACAUGGCUCUUUAUUAGCCUGUUGUGCAUACCCUGUUCAUAUUCAUUGAGUACAAUUUAUGGGCUGGGACAUUUUGCACUUCUCCAUUGCUGAUGAGAGAGAGAGAACAUUUUCUUGCUUCUUGUAAUUUGCACUUUGUGUGUUGAAUAUAUUACUGCCAAAAAAAAAUAAUAUUAAAAAGUAUUGUAACUAAUUGAUAAACCAGUGCCCGUGCAGGGAAGCGUGUGCUGUAUGUACAGGACCACAGAGCUAAACCUGCAUCACGCUUGCCUGGGCUAGGGUGUUCUGGUUUGUUUAAAACUUUGAUUUCUGCACAAGGGAAAAAGCAAUGAAAGCUCCUGAUUGUAUGUUUAUGUAUAUCAGUAAAAUCAAACAUUUUAUGACUUCAAAGAUUCUGAAUAAAGCUUGGUUGCAUAAGUAGUUGUGGGUUUAUUGAUUU
This is a messenger RNA of Dryobates pubescens (Downy woodpecker), 8797 nucleotides long. RefSeq names its product PATJ crumbs cell polarity complex component (gene PATJ). Bases 97 to 5757 code for a protein of 1886 amino acids. Gene Ontology annotation, molecular function: protein binding. NCBI's taxonomy places the organism in Eukaryota, Metazoa, Chordata, Aves, Piciformes, Picidae. The record is from RefSeq and is a predicted model, not a curated record. The transcript is spliced from 45 exons.